AUGGCCUUUCGCUCUGGCCCAUUCGCACCUGGCGUCGCUUUCAUCACGGGAGGCGCCCGUGGAAUUGGAAAUGCCAUCGGCGUCUCGUUCGCGAAAGACGGCGCUCGGGGUGUGGUACUCGUGGACAUUCAAGACGAAGAGACGUUCGCGGAGGGAAAGAAGAACGUGGAAGCGUACGGCGCAAAGGUCCUGACCAUCCGUGCCGACGUCACCAUAGAGGCCGAGGUCGAGCGAGCCGUGGCCGAAGCAGUCAAGGAAUUCGGCCGCAUUGAUUAUGCCGCAAAUUUCGCCGGUAUCGUCGGCCCUCUGGAUGCCAGCUGGAAUCUGGACCUCACGGAGUGGAAAAAAGUCAUCGAGGUUAACGUCGUGGGUGUCUGGCUGUGCACGAAGCACCAGCUGAAGCAGAUGCUCACACAGGACUCACUCGACGUUGAAGAUGGCCGAACGCUCCAGCGUGGUUCCAUCGUCAACUGCGCCUCGGUUGCCUCGCUCCACGGCGAGGCUGGAGUGACGCCCUACACCGCCUCCAAACACGCCGUCGUGGGCCUCACAAGAUCCGCCGCGCUCGAGGCCCGCGGACACGGAAUUCGCGUCAAUGCGCUUUCGCCCGGUUUCAUUCGAACCCGAAUGCAAGAUUCCUUCAUGGGCGGUGCUGAGGGUAACGCCGUGCCCGAGGCCGCGCAGAAGUCCUGGGAGCUGUACCAUGCCCGACAAGGCCGAGCGGCCACCCCGAGCGAGAUUGGCGACGCCGUAGUAUGUCUGAGUUCGCCCAGAAUGAGCCUCGUCGUGGCUCAUAAUCUGGUCGUUGACAAGUGA
Exophiala mesophila is the source of this 816-nucleotide messenger RNA. RefSeq lists its product as uncharacterized. Bases 1 to 816 code for a protein of 271 amino acids. Gene Ontology annotation, molecular function: oxidoreductase activity. The record is from RefSeq and is a predicted model, not a curated record. NCBI's taxonomy places the organism in Eukaryota, Fungi, Ascomycota, Eurotiomycetes, Chaetothyriales, Herpotrichiellaceae. The transcript has 5 exons.